Molecule: messenger RNA, 537 nt
Organism: Diaporthe citri
Lineage: Eukaryota; Fungi; Ascomycota; Sordariomycetes; Diaporthales; Diaporthaceae
Exons: 2
Coding region: 1-537 (178 amino acids)
Source: RefSeq, a predicted model, not a curated record
AUGGCUGAGGGUCGCAUGUCCGGCCACGAAUCAGGGCAUCGACCUAAGCCAAGCCAGCCUCUUCCACCCCCCUCACCACCACCUCGACCGCCGGUCAGCUCCUUCAGGCCUCCAGUGAGUUACAGUCACUGGAGACCACCGCCGGGGCCACCACCGAUACCAGUGGACCCAGAACAUGGGCAUUGGGGCCGUCAUCCUCGACCAAAGCCUCCUCCACAGGGGCCUUACCGCCGUGUACCACCUCCAGCAAAGUCUGACGUGCGCCCGGGGCCGAGCGUACCGGUAGCCCGCGCACCCUCGGCCCGAUCAUACUCGUCGGGAGACUCGUUCCCGGAGGAGGAAGUUCUCCGCCGCCGGGAGUCACAGCUGCACGAUCGGGAGGUGAAACUGCGCGAGCGGGAGGUGCAGCUGCGCGAGCAAGAAGCGCGUCUUCGCGUCGGGGUAGAUCCUCGUCUGCGCGGAGACCACGCGGAGCAGGUGCUAGUCCGAGAGGAGCAGGGGCUGAUCAGCACCCAGACGGUGGCGGGAGAGCUGUAG